UCCAUCCGUACAAAAACUUGAAAGUGCAUCUUGAUUUGUUAAAGCAGUACUGUAUGAUGUUCAUGUCUGAACGGAUGGCGAUGUGUCCAGGGACACGUCAAAAUAGUAUCAAAUAGGCGAGUUCGUAAGUGUAAUACCGAAUACAACAAAAGCGUACGACGUUUGGAACACUGACAACAUUUGACAUCACAUGUAACGAUCAUGUGCUGAUUUUUCAAAACGGUUUGCAUAAGUCUAUGACAUCGAACAAAACUAGUUAUCUAUUUAAGAUUUGAUACGUCACCAUUCACCUCAACACCAUCAUGUCUAUGUUUUGUACCGUAGUAUUUAACUGACUACUUUUUAGUGAACCACUCAAAUAUGACUGCAAUUUCAAUAUUUUAGGCCUACUACUUAUUUAUUUUAAGGAUUUCUUUAUUAAAUUAUACUGUAUCAGCAACCUACGGAUGGUGGUGGUAUAAUUUCCCCAUGGCUCUGCCCAGUUGCCUCCCUCCUUAAUACUGGCUGCUGCCACAUAAGUGAAAUAUCCUUGAGUGCGGCAUAAAACACCAAUCAAAUAAAAUAAAAUACUAAACUGUACUCAGAGAAUAGUUUACUAUUAUGAUUGCGACCAUGGAGAUUGAAUUAAUAGGUGGAAGACAGAGCUAUCACACAUGUGCACUGUGGCACACACAGUUUCAGCCAAGCCAAGUAGAGCUGGAUUUGAGCACAUGACCCUAUAGUUCAAGGGCUCUUACUGAGACAGCUUGUAUAAAUCACCUAACCAGCUAGCACCUCCUGUUACUGUCAUGUUUCCAUCUGAAUGUUGAAUGAAAACUCUUUCUGGUGUUGGUGUUUAACACAAUGGACCAACAAUAAGCUAGGUGCAUAUUCCAGUCUGGACACUGCUGUUGUAAAUGAUAUCUUCAUGUCCCAGUAGCUGUAGGGUUUGAACUCUACUAGGUUUAUUUGACUUACCUAGCCCAAGUGUUUGAAAAACAUCCUGCAUAUACGUGUGGUAAGAUUUAUAAACAUCAUUUGCACUGUUUUAUACAAAGAAACAGAACUAUCUAUAUCGUAACAUUGAAUUUCCAAUAUUAAAUUAUUUUGAACAGAUUUCUUGUAAUAUUGGUGAAUUACAUUUUAUGUUUCAUGGGCACCUGGCGGGAAAUGGAUGAAAUGAAAGGUUGAAUAUACAGCACAUAAACAACAUGAGGUUUGAGGUGCCAGCUCUGGCAGAUCUGUCACUGCGAUUAGUGGCGCAGGCUUUAGUUUGUGACAAAGAAGAGGGCAUCACCACAAUAUUUGAAUAUCUAAUUAACCUACUGAAAACUCAGGCUUUUACCAGUGUGACAGAGACUAUCCUGUCUCACCUGGUCAAGUGUCAUGCCAGUUACCUGUCUGAUACCUGUAUACAGGUGCUGUGUCCAUCUCACCUGAAACAACUCAGUUUCAGAGAGUGUAAUCAACUUACCUGGCCAGGUGUAAAAGAGGUUUUAUCAAGAUUGAACAGUCUGCAGAUAGUGAAUUUGUCUUUCUGCGAUCAGCUAAUGUCACCUGACCUUGACCUUACAAUUGAGGUUCACCUUUCAUCAACUUUGACCUGUGUCGCUAUGGAAGAAUGCAGCUCAUUAACGGAUAAUAUUGUUCAGCACCUUCUGGGCCAAGCUAAGUCCUUGCGGAAUUUGAACAUCUCCAGCUGUGAUAACAUCAGCGACAAAGUCUUCCUCCUUAAUGAAGAGCUUCAGCUAAGCAGAGAGGCUCUUGGGAGGAGCUCAGUUGAGUAUCCGUGCCGCCUGACAUCAGUGGACGUAUCAGGUUGUCGUAGUUUGACCAGCACGGUUGUCCGCCAUCUUGCCACUUUGACAGGUCCAACCUUGAGAUCAGUCAAUUUGUCCUGUGUUCAGGUUGACUGUAUGGCCCUCCUAUAUCUGUGUGGCUAUGGCCUGGUGUCGGCUGUCUCCCUCAUGUUUGGGGAGGAAAAUGGCCAGGGUUUGAUACAGGACAAAGAUUUGACAGAAAAUCUACUGGAAUUACAACUGCUGCAGGCUAGACGGUUUCAGUACAGUACGUGUGAACAGGACAGGCAGAACGUGAAGAUGUUGCCUUCAGUAGGUGGAGAAACUCACCAUACGACAUCUGCUGUUACUGAGUGGGACUUGAGGAAUCCGUUACGUAACCUUGAAUGUAGACAAGAAGCACCCAUUGAACACCACAUUCCCACUGAUUCAGUAGGGGAAUGUGCUAACAUGACAACAGCUAAAAUUAGAUAUCAGCAGAAAAAUGUGAUAACUGAAGAAAGUGAAGAUAGUACACUAAAAAGAACAGACUAUGUGAUUCUAGACAAUGGCUGUGACAUUGCAAUGGCUUUAGAAGCGUAUUCUAGUGACAGUAUCUGUAUCGAGGAAUUGGAAAACAGCGAAUCUGGCUUCGUUGAUGCAACCAAGACAAGUGGUACAAGAUUCCUGAAAUCAUGCAAUCAGAUUGGAGAAGAAAAAGGCAGCUUCAAAUCUGAGGCUGAUGACAUUACUUCGCCAAGCAAUGAAUGCAGCUGGAAUUUGCAAAUCAGUCAUAAUGCUGACGAAUCUGCUGACUUUCUACUCAGUGCUAAGUUCUGCCCUGAAGCAAAGACUGUUGUACAAAACUUUUCUUGUCCUUUGGCUGAAAAUGCAUGUCCCAUUGCUGCCUUUUUGCCUUCUAAUAGUGAUAUCUCGGCAACGAACGUGAAUAGUGAUAUCUCGGCAAUGAAUGUUAAAAGUGAUAUCUCGGUAAUGAACAUGAAAAGUGAUGUCUUGGGAAUGAACGUGAAUAGUGAAAUUUCUGUAGCGAACGUAAAUGAUGAUAUCUCGGCAAUGAAUGUGUAUGAUGAUGUCUCGGCAAUGAAUGUUAAUAGUGAUAUCUCGGCAAUGAACCUGAAUGGUGAUGUCUCGACAGUGAACAUGAAUAGUGAUAUCUCUGCAAUGAAUGAUAAUAGUGAUGUCUCGGCAAACCAAACAAACUGUGAUACACUUGACAACAAGAUUUGA
Liolophura sinensis is the source of this 3005-nucleotide messenger RNA. RefSeq lists its product as uncharacterized. Bases 1191 to 3005 code for a protein of 604 amino acids. The record is from RefSeq and is a predicted model, not a curated record. Lineage: Eukaryota; Metazoa; Mollusca; Polyplacophora; Chitonida; Chitonidae. The transcript has 7 exons.